AUGAAUCCAGAGUGCAGGGACGUGGAGUUGAUGUCCAGUGAUAGCAGCUAUGAUAGUGAUUUGGCUGCAUCGUCUGACUCUGAUGAUGAUUGCUCCGAUCCUGAGUUUGAUCCUAAUGGUGAAGUUGUUGACAAUGAUGAAGAAUACGACCCUCCCCCCUUUUCAUAUGAUGUUGCCGAUCCAAUUAUCGAUCAAGUUAAGACAAGUGGACCAAAACAUACUUGUGGUUCUGUCAACAAUUGUGGUGAAACAAUGGCCUCAAACAAAUGGGUGGCUGAAAGAGUGGUGGAUCAGUUACGGGAUGAUCCUGAAUUGGGACCAAGGGAAUUGCACAAUAUGCUGCAGAAAAAGUACUCCAUAGAUAUUCCAUAUCAUAGAGUUUAUAGAGACAAACAUAGAGCAAUGGACACCAUAUAUGGCAAGUGGGAUGACAGUUAUGACUUGUUACCGACCUAUCAAGCUGAACUUCUCUUAGUUGUACCUGGAAGCAUUGUUGAGCAAGACACCGAAAAAGAUGACAAUGAUGAUUUCUGUUUCAGGAGGUUCUUUGUUGCUCUCCAACCAUUCAUUGAUAGAUUUUUGCAAGGUUGUAGACCCUACGUUGCCAUGGAUGCCACACACUUGACAGGGAGGUCCAGGGGUCUGUUGGCAGCAGUGGUGGCGGUGGAUGGUCACAAUUGGCUAUUUCCAGUGGCUUGUGGUGUGAUUGAGACCGAGUCUACAGAAAGCUGGACUUGGUUUGUUAAUAACUUGAAGAAGGCAAUUGGUACUCCUCCUGGUCUUGUCAUUAGUACAGAUGCGGGCAAAGGUAUAGAGGUGGCUGUACAUGAUGUAUACCCUGGAGUUGAGCAUAGAGAAUGCAUGAGACACUUGUGGAAGAACAUGAAGAAGAAUGGAUAUGGUAGUGAGCUUUAUGGUAAAAAUAUGUGGUGUGCUGCCAAGAGCUUGACAAUUGAUAAUUUCAGCUACUUCAUGGGCAAGAUAGAGGAGAAGGAUACUAGUGCACUUGAGUGGUUGGAUGAGAAUCAUCCAUAUGUUUAG
Molecule: messenger RNA, 1041 nt
Organism: Panicum virgatum (switchgrass)
Lineage: Eukaryota; Viridiplantae; Streptophyta; Magnoliopsida; Poales; Poaceae
Exons: 4
Coding region: 1-1041 (346 amino acids)
Biological process (GO): DNA transposition
Molecular function (GO): DNA binding; transposase activity
Source: RefSeq, a predicted model, not a curated record